GGUUUCAAAAAUGAGCGCCUGACCCACCCGCCUGCCGCUCCGUCGCUGUGCAGCCCGUGUGGGACCUAGUUUGCCUCUUUAAUUAAGGCUCUACAAAGCGUAGGACCUCUGUGGGAUGCUUCCAGACGGAAACGGUCGAAAAUGAAGUUUAAACGGGAAAAAGUUUAGUAUUGUUUCUGAGGCGUCCUAGGACGGGCCGGCAGUAAGCGGUGGGUGAUGCUCCUGGUUUGGUUUCGCUUGUUUCCUUGUCCACGGCACUCAGCUGGAAAAACUUUUUAUGGUCCCAGUGGAAGUUUCUGAGCUGUGAAUUCUUGUAGAAGAUUGAUAGCUCUGCCAACAUUUGUCCACAAUAGAAGAUGGGUGGACUAAUUUCAAGAUGGAGGCAGGCAAAACCUUCCACUGUAGAAGUAUUAGAAAAAAUAGAUAAGGAAAUACAGACAUUAGAAGAAUUUAGAGAAAAAAAUCAGAGGCUACAGAAACUGUGGGUUGGAAGGCUUCUUCUCUACUCCUCAGUUCUUUACCUUAUUACUUGCUUAAUUGUAUAUUUGUGGUGUCUUCCUGAUGAAUGGACAGCAAGGCUGACAAUGACACUUCCAUUUUUUGCAUUUCCAUUGAUAAUCUGGUGUAUAAGAACACUGCUCAUUUUUUUCUUUUCCAAACGGACAGAAAGGAAUAAUGAUGCACUGGAAGAUUUAAAGUCCCAAAAGAAAAAAAUACUUGAGGAAGUAAUGGAAAAGGAAACGUACAAGACUGCUAAACUAAUCCUUGAAAGGUUUGAUCCAGAAUCGAGUGCAAAGGAGACUGAACUACCAUCUGCUGGAACAUCUGCAACCUCAAGACCUGGACAAGAAAUUCGUCAGAGGACUGCAGCUCAAAGAAAUACUUCUUCACCCCCACCUGCAAGUCCCAAACAAGGCUCUCCAAAGUCCCCGCUUCCAGCAUCUCCUAAUCUGCAGAGAGAGACACCAGCCCUGAGCGGGCUUCCAGAAAGAACUGCUGUGCCAUCCUUGCAAUCAAAUGUUUUACCAAGACGCCCUGGCUCCCCUGCUACUUCAGUGCCUGGAAUGGGUCUUCAUCCUCCAGGCCCUCCUUUGGCAAGACCUGUUCUUCCUCGAGAAAGAGGAGUUGUGGAUAGAGUUAUUGAAUAUUUGGUUGGUGAUGGUCCUCAGAACAGGUAUGCCCUUAUAUGUCAGCAAUGUUUUUCUCACAAUGGUAUGGCUUUGAAGGAGGAGUUUGAAUACAUAGCAUUUAGGUGUGCCUACUGCUUCUUCUUGAAUCCUGCAAGAAAAACUAGACCUCAAGCUCCACGACUUCCAGACUUCAGCUUUGAAAAAAAGCAAACUACAGAAAUGCGAUCUGAAACUGAGCCUCUAGAACCUAGAGAGAGAAAGCCCCAGGAGACUCAACAGACAAAAGAAUCUGAAGAUGAUGUGGCCCAGCUCGUUGAGACAAGUGACACAGAUGAUAAACCACCAAGUUCUGAGCAUCUAAACGAUAAGCUAGCUGAAGAAGGUGAAAAAGAGGAAGCAGAAAACAUUUCAACAACUGAAGAGGCUAUUUCAGAGUCUACUUCAGCUGAACAAAGUGAAGAAUCUUUGAUAAAUGCAGAAUAAAAUACUUCAAGUGCCUUCUGUAGCUAGUUUUUAGCUUUGUUCAUGCCUAUUGUUACUAUUCAGAGAAGCUGGAUUUGUAGAAAACUCAAGCAACAAAGACCUUCCAGCUCUUCUCAAGUUGUCUGCCCUGUAAUUCCUUGCAUCGCUUCAAGGAGUUCUGCUCAGUUGACGGAACUUAAUUUUGACUUGUUCAGCACUCAAAAGCAUUUUACAAAACCACCAAGAAAAUUCAUUUUAAGAAAACUAUUUUGAAUGAUGUUUCAAAGGAAAUGUGAAGUUGUUAUUUCUUUAGGAAUGUUUGUACUUGUAUUUUUUGUAUGUUGAGCUUUUAUUUAAACAGGAGAUCCUGUCUAUUUAUAGAUGGUAUUGUUGUAAUAGCCUUGUUGCAUUAGUAAAGGGUAUGUGUGUUUAUGUACUAUAAAUAUUAUCUUAAAUCAGAAGUAUCAUUUUAAUCCUAGCUGUAGCCUUGACUAUACAUCACCUGUAGUUGAAAUUCCAUUAAAAUCAAUGGCAAAAACAUUAAUUAGUGUGAAUUCUUAGGCUCUAAUAGACUCCCUGAAAUGUCUCUUAACUUUUUUGCUUAUAAUUGAGAAAAUAUUUGAACUUCUGCUCCCCUUUUGAAAUUUACUGUUUUACCAAAUGAUGCAAAUUUUAAAGCAUAUUAAACUAAAUUGCAUAGCUUGUUAUUUGAA
Poecile atricapillus (Black-capped chickadee) is the source of this 2305-nucleotide messenger RNA. RefSeq names its product lunapark, ER junction formation factor (gene LNPK). The coding region runs from base 357 to 1613 and encodes 418 amino acids. Gene Ontology annotation, cellular component: endoplasmic reticulum tubular network. Gene Ontology annotation, biological process: endoplasmic reticulum tubular network organization. The transcript is spliced from 14 exons. NCBI's taxonomy places the organism in Eukaryota, Metazoa, Chordata, Aves, Passeriformes, Paridae. The record is from RefSeq and is a predicted model, not a curated record.